Molecule: messenger RNA, 1563 nt
Organism: Myotis daubentonii (Daubenton's bat)
Lineage: Eukaryota; Metazoa; Chordata; Mammalia; Chiroptera; Vespertilionidae
Gene: TUBA4A
Product: tubulin alpha 4a
Biological process (GO): microtubule-based process
Cellular component (GO): microtubule
Molecular function (GO): structural constituent of cytoskeleton; GTP binding
Source: RefSeq, a predicted model, not a curated record
GCGUGGCCUCUGGGCCUCGGCGCCUAGUGGGCGAGGAGCGCGGGCCCGCCUCCCUAUAUAAGGCGGGUGCCGCACUGCAGCUAGCGCACUUCUCACUGAGACCCGUCGCCCGGACUCUACGUGAGACCCACCGCCCGGACUCAACAUGCGUGAAUGUAUCUCAGUCCAUGUGGGGCAGGCAGGUGUCCAGAUGGGCAAUGCCUGCUGGGAACUCUACUGUCUGGAACAUGGGAUUCAGCCUGAUGGGCAGAUGCCCAGUGACAAGACCAUUGGUGGAGGAGACGACUCCUUCACCACCUUCUUCUGUGAAACCGGAGCUGGAAAGCACGUGCCCCGGGCAGUUUUUGUGGAUUUGGAGCCCACUGUAAUAGAUGAGAUCCGAAAUGGCCCAUACCGGCAGCUCUUCCAUCCAGAGCAGCUCAUCACUGGGAAAGAGGAUGCUGCGAACAACUACGCCCGCGGCCACUACACCAUUGGCAAGGAGAUCAUUGACCCAGUACUGGACCGGAUCCGCAAGCUGUCUGACCAGUGCACAGGACUUCAGGGCUUCCUGGUCUUUCACAGCUUUGGAGGGGGCACCGGCUCCGGCUUCACCUCACUCUUGAUGGAGAGGCUCUCUGUUGAUUAUGGCAAGAAAUCCAAGCUGGAGUUCUCCAUCUACCCAGCCCCCCAGGUGUCCACAGCUGUGGUCGAGCCCUACAACUCCAUCCUGACCACCCACACCACCCUGGAGCACUCAGACUGCGCCUUCAUGGUGGACAACGAAGCCAUCUAUGACAUCUGCCGCCGCAACCUGGACAUCGAACGCCCCACCUACACCAACCUCAACCGCCUCAUCAGCCAGAUCGUCUCCUCCAUCACAGCUUCCCUGCGCUUUGACGGGGCCCUCAACGUGGACCUGACAGAGUUCCAGACCAACCUGGUGCCCUACCCCCGCAUCCACUUCCCCCUGGCCACCUAUGCGCCAGUCAUCUCCGCAGAGAAGGCAUACCACGAGCAGCUGUCGGUGGCGGAGAUCACCAAUUCCUGCUUUGAGCCUGCCAACCAGAUGGUGAAGUGUGACCCCCGUCAUGGCAAGUACAUGGCCUGCUGCCUGCUGUACCGUGGAGACGUGGUGCCCAAGGAUGUCAACGCUGCCAUCGCCGCCAUCAAGACCAAGCGCAGUAUUCAGUUCGUGGACUGGUGCCCCACAGGCUUCAAGGUUGGCAUCAACUACCAGCCACCCACUGUGGUGCCCGGCGGUGACCUGGCCAAGGUGCAGCGUGCCGUGUGCAUGCUGAGUAACACGACCGCCAUCGCCGAGGCCUGGGCCCGUCUGGACCACAAGUUCGACCUGAUGUAUGCCAAGAGGGCGUUUGUGCACUGGUAUGUGGGCGAGGGCAUGGAGGAGGGUGAGUUCUCUGAGGCCCGGGAGGAUAUGGCUGCCCUGGAGAAGGAUUAUGAGGAAGUUGGCAUCGACUCCUAUGAGGACGAGGAUGAGGGAGAAGAAUAGACCAGCUGCCUGGAGCCCACUCACUAUGUUCAUUGCAAAAUCCUUUCGAAAUAAACAGUCUCCUUGCACGA